Messenger RNA from Cavia porcellus (domestic guinea pig), 1141 nucleotides. It is a transcript of the gene Txn2, whose product is annotated as thioredoxin 2. The record is from RefSeq and is a predicted model, not a curated record. Gene Ontology annotation, cellular component: mitochondrion. The coding region runs from base 187 to 669 and encodes 160 amino acids. Lineage: Eukaryota; Metazoa; Chordata; Mammalia; Rodentia; Caviidae. Gene Ontology annotation, biological process: cell redox homeostasis. The transcript is spliced from 4 exons. Gene Ontology annotation, molecular function: protein-disulfide reductase activity.
UCUCUUCCUGUUCCUAUCAGAGGCCCCGCCCCCUCAGCGAUACCUUCUUUGCCAUUCCUGUUCGUAGACAAGUCUGAUCCGCCCCGGAAGUGACGUUGAUUCCCGCCCUCGAGGAGUGACGUCAGGCGUGCCCUUGACGGGUGGGGAGGGCUGGGAGGUGCGUCCCUCUGCUCGCGCCUCAAGGAGAUGGCCCAACGACUUCUCCUGAGGAGGUUCCUGGCCUCCGUCACCUCCAGGAAGCUCCCUCAGGGUGGGUGGGCACCCCUCACCUCCAAGGCCCUGCAGACCCCGCAGUGCAGUCCUGGUGGCCCAGCCCGGACAGUAUUCACCACCAGAGUGUGCUCAACAUCCUUUAACAUCCAGGAUGGACCUGACUUUCAGGACCGAGUUGUCAACAGUGAGACACCAGUAGUUGUGGAUUUCCACGCACAGUGGUGUGGCCCCUGCAAGAUCCUGGGGCCAAGGUUAGAGAAAAUGGUGGCCAAGCAGCGUGGGAAGGUGGUGAUGGCCAAGGUGGACAUUGAUGACCACACAGACCUUGCCAUCGAGUAUGAGGUGUCUGCUGUGCCCACUGUGCUGGCCAUCAAGAAUGGAGAUGUGGUGGACAAAUUUGUGGGCAUCAAGGAUGAGGACCAGCUGGAGGCCUUCCUGAAAAAGCUGAUUGGCUGACAACAGGAAAGAGUCCUGACCACCCUGCCCCCGGGACCCCAGUCCCGGCGCGGGAACCCAGUAGAACUCACAGCCCUUCCCGCCGCCCCCAUCUGCUCCCCGGGGACUGUGCUUGGAGACCACGGAGCCGCCAGUGCUUCCAAGCUGGCCAGCUGCCAGCAGCCUCAGAGGAGCGAUGGUGCUGCCGCUCUGGGGUGUCGUCUUCCCACCCAUCUGUUUUGUCCCCUCCUGCCACGGCCCGAGAUCCUUCUCCCAAGACGCUCGAGAGAGCCUGGGGCCAGCCUGCAGCGCGGUUUCCCAGCAGCAGCAGCUUGGUCCCCUCUGACCUAAACCCCAGCCUGGCCCACCGGGGUCCUCUCGCAUUUGUCUUUCCUGCUGCUGUUUUGUAAAAAGAAAACCAGAAGCCAAACAAGGGAGAGUAAUAUAUAAUUCUCUCAUUUUUUGUAGGUCUCUAAUAAAGAUCUUUAUGCGA